GAGCACUGAAAAAGAGUUUGAGGAGCAACACAAGACAAACUGACACAGAUACCGAGAGAGAGAGAGAGAGAGAGAGAGAAGAGAGAGAGAGAAAGAGCGCAAGAUAGAAGAGAAGGGAUUUCUUUUUCGAGAGGGAUUCCCCCACCCAGAGAAACAGAGGUGUGCUGGCAAACUGUCGCAGUCAUGAACAGAAGCUGGAGAUGAAGAUGACAUCUGGAAGCAGCUGAAGCUGUCAGGCUUCAUGUCUCCAUCCUCCCCUGAGGGAGGACAAGAAGAUGAGUGUCACUAAUCAUCACUCCUUCAACAUCCUGACCAUCAUCUUCCUCGUUCUGUCUACUACAGCUCUCUCUGCUCAUUUUCGGGUGUGUGAGCCUUACACUGACCACAAAGGGCGCUACCACUUUGGAUUCCACUGUCCUCGUCUCUCGGACAACAAGACGUACAUGUUCUGCUGCCACCAUAACAACACGGCCUUCAAGUACUGUUGCAACGAUACUGAGUUUCAAACAGUCAUGCAGGUCAACCUGACCACGUCUCCAGACGGCUACGCUCACAACAAUUACUCUGCAUUAAUCGGUGUGUGGAUCUAUGGAUUCUUCGUCAUGGUGCUGCUAGCGCUUGAUUUUCUAUAUUACUCGGCCAUGAACUAUGAGGUGUGCCGAGUUUAUCUGGAGAAGUGCGGGUUGGGCGGCCGCUGGCUGAAACAGGCCCGAGGUCAGUGGCACGGCGAGGGACAAGAGGAAAGGGACGGACGGCCCGCUCAACCCACAGCUCCGUCACAACCUCAAGAGCAACAUCAUGAACACAGCUGCGGUCAGAUCAGACACAGCCUGACGAGCCCGGGACAGACCGCACACAAUACCACAACAGCCUGAGACUGACCAAAUGUAAGGACCAACUGUUGGAGUCCCCCGGAGAGGAAGUGCAUUAUGGGAAACAUACUGCAGUACAUGCCCCUGCCACAUGGACCUACGUCACAGGGCCUGUUUGCCCCAAGCCUCUCAAUGUGGUCCAAAUCUUACAGGGCAUGUCCUUCAACCCCUCGACAAACCCAGAACCUCAACUCAGAGCCAACUGGAAAUUGUCCAGUGGUGGAAUGAGAGAUUCUGAAGAGCGGCUGCACCGAGACUUGUGGAACUCCGGAAGAAGACUUCGAACCGAAAUGGACUUUGAUGGACACAGAACUCACCCUGACCAUCUUUGGAGGACCUAUGUAGCCAUUUCUGCACCAUUUUGUGAGCUCCUCUAGAUUAAACUCUCUGUAACUGUGCAGUGUCAGUUUAUAUUGAUUCGUAGUCAGGGAAAACGCUGAGUGAUGAAUGAAGACGUCGAACAUCAUUUAAAACAUCUUUUAAAGCACUCUCAUGACUCAGUACUAGAAGUUAAAUGACCUUUUUUGCAGGAAAUAUCAACUCACAUGUCAUGGGUGGUUUUGCAGUGAAGAUGUGAAAUGAAAUCGUACGUGAAUGUCUGUUUUUGGCUACUGUCGUGAUUUAACAUUUUAUCAUCUGUAAGAAUCAGCGAGGUAGCAAAUUGUUAAAUUAAUUCUGUUUCAUGCCCUGAAGAGUUCAUUGUGUAUGUUUAUCACGUUGUUUUGAGACCUCUAAAGAGGUUUUGUUCAGCAGUACACACUAUUAUUGAUAUCAAUCGGUUGAGUUCAUAUAGACUUUAGUUUCUGAGUGAAACCCCAAAAUAAACAUAAUUCCACACUCCUUUGCACAUGACAAAGGAGACACUUACAGAGAGGUCAGCACAGACAACGUUUUUAAAUGGCCUUGGUUUACCUUGGUUUUGCAAGGCAUUACCCAGCUAACAAAAAUAAGUUCUAGGAAUGUUUUGCGAACGUUAUGAAAAUGCUAUUUCUGCAUGCAUUCAAAAUGGUUUUAUGUGAAGAUUAAGGGGCUGAACACACAGAACUAAAAACAUGAGGCUCAGUGCUCAGGAAUGUCUUUUUUUUUUUUUUUUUAAGUGCAGAGGAAUGCCUCUAAAUAUUGCCAUUAAAUAUAUAAAAAAAAAAAAAAAAAAAACAGUUGCCAUGCCAACUUGCUAUGGUAAACAAAAGCUUGCCCCGCCUCUGGGGUCUUCUGAUAAGUCCACUGUUUUUGAACUGACGAUGUGUGGCACUGUGUGUAAAAGUUGUAAUUCUUUUAAAGUGACACGCCAUCUUAAAAACACGCCGCUCAUGUGUGAGAUGCUGCAAAAGACGUCUGACACGUUUACAUAUGAAAAACAACAGAAAGUACUGCAUUGGACAGGAAAAACACGUUCUGCGUGAAUGGCUCCUUGAGAGAACAUUCCAUUUCAGAAUUUUCCAGACAUUAUGGGAAUGUUACAUUUGAAUGUUCUCGGAACAUUCUGAAACAUUAAGUAACAUUUAAAAAACAGAUGAACAUCCAACUCAAACAUUUUUGGAAAUUAAACAUUCCAUAAACAAUGUAUAAAUAAUGUUUUUGAAGCUAACAUUGAGAACAUUAUUAACUCGGAACAAAUGUCCUAUUAGAAUUACUGGAAGAACAUUUGUUCACAACUUUGAGAAAACCUUGCCAGAACAUUAGCCAAAGUUUUGAAAAUGUUCAUUGUUAGCUGGGUAUCAGCUUCUCAUGCCUGUUGAAAUGUAGCUAAACUCAAUUUAGCCAAAUAGAAGAUGUUCCUUCAUCAACAUCCUUGCUUGCGAUUGAAGAAUAUUACAGCCAGCCAAUCAGAUUUCAUAUUUUAAGUAUAGGGCAUUUUCAUCACUCAGUCAUAUCCCUAUGAUUUUAGGAUUUGGUCAAUGAAUAUUUAAAUGAAAAUAAUUAUUUAAGAGCAACAAAAGACCAAGGAACAUCUACUUGGCUAAUUUCCAGAUGUCAUCAAAAACAGAACAAAAUAUCAGACUUUAAAGUGUUCAAGGCAACAUAAACUUACUUCAUGUGCACUGAUCAGCAAGUAUUUAAAACAAGCUCUUCAGUCUGGGAUUCUGCACCAAACUGAGUACAGUGUGUUUUCAGCAAUAAGUUUAGAAUAUAUCUGUUGUUAGGAGUCCAUGGUGCAGUUUUUGGCAGACAGCAGCCCAAUUACACUCAUAGAACAGAACAGCGCCGCUGUGGCUACACAACCUUUGACUGAAGUAAUUGGUGGUUCAGAAACGAGCUCGAAGAGGAGGUGAUCAGAUGAGAUGGAGACGUGAUCUCUGGUUUGAGCAGGUGUGAGUUUAAUUAUGGUGUCAGCUGGCAGGAGGAUGACUGUGAUUCAUCAUCUGUUUAGAGAAUAUGGAAACUCUGCUGAAGAUGUUUGGGCAUCGCUGGGCCUGCAUGAAAUCACUGCCCACAGAUUUCUGCAAAAUUCACUCAUUAUUUACAAAGCUUGCACCCUGGUGUGUUUGUUUACUAAAUAUGUUUGUUAAUUCGAGAAGGCUUUCAGAUCAGUUUGACAUAUUUUCCCAAAUUAAAACCAUUCCAUUUUUUAAAAAAUAUCACAAUUAUCAAAAAAAAAAAAAAAACAACUGAAUAUUCAGAUUCUGUGUGGGUCUAGGCAUUGCUAACAUGUCCAGGUCAUAUCUCACCAAUUUAAAAAAAUAAAGUAAUAAAUAAGACACCAUAUUUGACGUGAAGAAAAUUAAGCAUAUUGCUAAGACAUCAGUUUUUGCAUUGCUUCUGCAUGAAAUUUUCAUGACAUUUAAACACAUUUUAACUUGAGAUUACUGAAAUGAAUUCAUACAUUUUGCUUUUGAGUUCGUCAUUAUAAGUAUAAUAUAUGAUUAUAUAAAAUGAUUCUAAUUACAAUACAGUAUUUUUACUUUAUUUCAGUAUAAAUACUGAUUCGAAUUUAAAAUAAUUUUUCAUGAAAUGAAAAGUGAAAAGCAACACAAUAAUUUUUUUUUAUUUUUAAGUUUAAAAAGUAUAAUAUGUAAAGAAUUCUUUUUCUUUUAUUUUUCUGCAUUAUUGGUAACAGGAAAUUUGCUUAUUGUGAACAUUAUACAAAUUAAGAAAUAUAAACUGUUUAAAUGAGCUUUGUUUUCUUUACGUAUAAUAUAAUUUCUUGGUUUCCUUUUGAUUCUAUUUGACGUUUUGAGAAAUUCACCCAUGCUAAACAACUAUGACUAGGAUCCACGAGGAGUUUGUUUAAUUUUUUUUUUUUUUAAAGUGCCAUUUUCUGAUUGCUAGUCAUAAUAAAUAAUUUAACUUAACUCGUAUCAGGGAUCGGCGUGCAAUGGGUGGGUUUCAAAGAACCUGUUGCCACCUUCCAGGAGUCAUUCUUCAGCCUUUAAUCAACAUGACGUUUUAGGAAACAAGGAAACUCAUCAUUUCCAUAAUUAGAUUCUCACCACAAUGGAAGCUUGAACUGAAAGCCGAGAUUUGCUGCAAGUGAUUGCAACUCUCAAGUCACCGUUGGAAAACCAUUUCACAUUCAAUAAAUUACAGUGUUUACCUAAAAAUCCAAUGUUGUGCUCCUGUCUCUACAUCAACAGUUGCCUUAUACUGUCAGUCUUCACCUGUUCGUACGGCUUUGUGGCUUUUACCUCGCAACAGGUGGUCUGGUAAACUCUCAUCAUUGUUUCACAAGUGGGUACUGUGUACAAAGUAGCAUUAUGUUAUACUUUGUCAAAUUUGUACAACACAGGAAAAAUAAACUUUUAGAAAGUUACAAUUUUUGUUUGUUUUGUUCUUACCACAGUUUGGGUUUCUCGGUGAAGCAUUAUCUCCAGCAGUGACUCAGAUGCCUUUCUUGCUCCAGGCAUGAGAUGAUGAGACAUCAGCAGGGAGUUUCAGUCAUACGUUGCAGGCGUCUGUAUUCAUUUAAACCAUUCGUCCCCAUCAACCCUAGAAAUCGCCCUAACACUGCAGGUCAGGUUCGGAGUGGACGCAGAGGGCAAACUGGACAGCAGCAGAUAUUUUGA
Molecule: messenger RNA, 4876 nt
Organism: Cyprinus carpio (common carp)
Lineage: Eukaryota; Metazoa; Chordata; Actinopteri; Cypriniformes; Cyprinidae
Product: protein shisa-like-1a
Source: RefSeq, a predicted model, not a curated record